This is a messenger RNA of Paramecium octaurelia, 4431 nucleotides long. NCBI's taxonomy places the organism in Eukaryota, Ciliophora, Oligohymenophorea, Peniculida, Parameciidae. The record is from the annotation of a GenBank genome assembly.
AUGGAACUUAAAUCAAAUUUUGGCACUCCAAAAGGUUCUAUAGAUUCAGAGAGGUCCAUAAUAGAUAAAAUGCAGAGUGAACUUAAAGGAGUGUUCUUCCGAGUAAUCUAGUUAAUGUUAAAAGACGAAGAGUAAUCUAUUCCCUUAACUUGCAUUGGCAUAUUGUUGCAAUACAUGCAGAUCACUUAUAUUAUAUUUAAUAGAUAGAUUUGGAAAGUCUGGCAAAAUGAGAUAAUUACUAAGCACCUAAAUAAGAUCUUUGGGUAUAUACUAUUCCUAAAUUAGAUAUGUACUAUUGACACCAUAUUUUGAAAUGAUAAGUUUUUCUGGAUUUGCAGCCAUGAUGUAUGUAUGUUUGGGCCUAGUUUUAUUCGCAUUAAUGCUCAUCUUUCUAUUAAGCUACAGUAUCAAUAAAUCGAAGAGUUCAUUCACUUGGCCAAUCAUAUUUCUAAGGUUUUUAAUAAACCUAUUUCUACAAGUUCUUUACAUGCCUAUAAUCGAUUUGCUUCUAUCUAUGUUAUCAUGCUAGACAAAUCAGAAUGGAGUACUUGUACAUUAGCUUUUUGAUGUCGAAUGUUGGUCAAAUAUUCACAUUGUGCAUGCCAUUGUAGCUAUUUUCGGAACGAUACUAUUUUUUGUACUCUGCACCUUGUUCUCCUUAUUAUACUAUGAAUCGAGGUACCUGCCACAUGAAGCUUCAUCUAAAUUGACAGGAAGAGCGAAUGCAAUAUUUUUGACUUACGAAUUGAUAAUGGUUAUUUGUUACACCUUUAUGAAUGGCAAGAGUUAUGAAUAUUUGAUGAUAUUAAUUAUGAUGAUAGGCAGUUUCACUAUCUUUUGGAAAAUUCAUGUUGAAGCCCCAUUUAAUAAUAUGUAUGUUUAAAAAUCCUGGUCAAUGUUGGUUGCUAUGAAUAUGUGGGGUGCAACUUUAUUGUGUUUCUCUAAAUUCUUAGAGGGAGUCCUCUUUUUUGGUACUAUCUAUGCUUGGUUGGUUGGCUUGCCAUUAAUGAUGAUUGGUAUCCUCAAAAGUGAAAAAAUGCACUUAGAUCUCCUAUUGUUGAAUUUAAAUAAAGUUUAAGAUCCGGAUUAAGUGCUUCAUUUAACAAAUCACUUAUUAAAAUUAUUGUACAAAAGUCAAUAAUAAUAAAACUACUCUUUAUUGCUUGAUGGAUUUUUAGAAAUCCACAAAGCCACAUGCACAAGAGAUGAUUGCUAUUUAAAAUAAAAGAAAUAAAUCAAUUAGAGAUAGCAAAAACCACUAUUUAAAGAAGGAACUGUCACUGAAAGAGAUGUAGACAUUUUAAUGGUGAUUGGAUAGAUCUAUUUCCAUCAAAUCAAGAAGUUUCCAAAUGAACUUAAUCUACGUAUCAGAUAUUCAUUUUUCUUACUUGACAACAUGAAGUAAAGAUAAUAAGCAUUAAAUGAAUUAAUAUAAGCGGAAACAUUAUGUCCGAGUUUAGAUAAUGAAUUUACGAUAUUUAGAUAUAAAUAUAUAGUUGAAUAUGAAAUGAAUGCAGUUUAAAAUGAGAAUUUAGGUAAUUUAGACGUAGCAACAGAAUUAGCAUUUUAAAAUUAUAUGAGAUCCUUCUAAAAUAAAAUUGAAAGAGCAACACUAAUGCAUAUGGACUUUUGGUCUCAAUUAUAAGAAGAUUCACCUGAUUUAGGUAAAAUGAAUGAUAUUGGUGCUAAAAUUAAUUUGGCAAUUAUUUAAGUUGAAGAACUUUGGAAUAAAAUGUAGAAAAUGACAUCAAAUCUACCUAAAGCUAUGAGGUUAUAUGCUAAAUUCAUAAUUGAAGUAUUACAAGAUAAAGAUUAUGGAGAAGAAUUAUUGGAAAAAUCUAGACUUUUAUAGAAUUAGAACAAUAAAAUGAAGAAUAAAUAAACUAUAUCUUUAAUCAGUAGUGAUGAUAUUGGAUAUGAGCCAUAGCCUACUUUAUUAGUGUCUACAGCUUAAGAAAAGUUUGCUUAGAUUACAAAUUUGAAUUUGGCAUGCUGCAAUUUAUUUGGUUAUAAUAAAUCAGAAAUGAUUAAUCGUAAGAUCAAUAUAUUUAUGCCAAACUUAUAUUCGAAAUUCCAUGACGCUCACAUUGAUAACUUCUUAAACUCAAAUGAUAAUAAGAGCAUUUCUAAGGAGAGGUUAGUGUAUAUCAAGAUGAAAUCAAAUUAUAUCUUACCUUGUUAUAUUUACUUGAAGGUUAUUUAGUCUAUUGAUGACAAUGUCUAAUUAGCAGCCUAAUUUAGAAUUCCGAAAUCCUUUAAGCCAUCAUGCUAUCUGAUUUUGGAUAGUGAGGAUGUCAUAGAUUCAAUUUCAUCUUCUUGUAUUCCUCUAUUGAAUAUUGAUUCGAAAUAGAUCUCGCAUAAAAAAACACCUAUCACAGAAAUAUUACCAAACUACAUGCAUUAGAAGCAAUUAUUUUUAUCCAAGGUUGGAGGACCAAUUGUUUUUAAUUCUGCUACUCAAUCAGGGGUCAACAAUAGUCAAUAGGCUUCUCAAGAAUUAGAUGAUUAAGACAAGAGAGAAGAUAGUAUCCAGUUUUAAUGUUUUGUCUCUGAAGUGACUAAUGAAAACUAAGAUUAAGUAGUAGGAUACGUAGUUAAAUUAGAGUAGUAAGGCUUGGAUUUGAGCAUGAAUUUGGAAGUCAAUAAUAUAUAAUAGAAGGUACUUGGAAAUAGUAUGUAAUUUAAAUACAAUCCUUCAAAGGCUCUAUAUUUUGGUGAAUAUGUUGCGGAUACCAAUUCACAAAGGGUUGAUUAGACCAUCUUAUGGGAUUAAAAUGAUCAAUCAUCUAUGAUAUCUUCUGUGUAAGGAGGAGGGGCUGAAGUUCUUAAAUCUUAAGUGAAGACAGAAAAAUCAGAUGAAUAGAAUGUUUAAUAGCAAAUUAAAGUCAAUUAUGGAGAAGGAAUCAAGACUUUGAGAUUAUUUGAGAAUAGAGUACAAGACAUUGAUGACAAAGAAGAAAUAAUAUCAGAAGAAGAUGAUCAACAAGGGAAGAGUGUCUUCUAAAGAUAGUCAGAUAUAGACAAUGAUUAAGAUGGUUAGCAACAGGAUUUUAAUAAUGUCUUUAGAUCCAGAAAGAAUUUAUCACUUUUGGUAAAUAGUCAAAUUACACCUCCUGUCGUGACGAAAUUGAAUUGGACAGCUAAUAUUUUAAUCCUUGCUUUGGUUGCUUUGAGUUUUGCAGAUUUCUUCGUUUGCUAAGCACAAUAUGAUGAAAUAUUUAAUACAAUAUUACUGGUAGAGGAUACAAAUUAGAGAAAUGCUGAGUUGGGUUCCAUUUUAACUGCAGUCCAAAAUUUAUAGAUGUUGAAUUUAAAUAUUUGGUAGUAUAAUACAAGCGCAGAUAGUAAAAAAUAUGAAUAAUCAGAAAAGUCUAAAUUGAAUAAAUCUAUAACUGAGGUUUCAAUUUUAAAUAAGAGAUUAAUGUUGUCUGAUAUCUAUAUAAGUGAUGAAUUAAAUGAAUUGCAGAGGGAUGAUGUUGUCAAAAUGAAUUUUGGAAGUGAAUACUAAUAAUUUGAUAUUAUGGAAGCUACUUAAUAAGUAGUAAGUAAGGCAUUAAAUAUAAGGGAUAAAGAUUUAAAUCAAAUUCAUUUUGAAGAUAGUGAUGUUGAAUUUAUUAUUUAUAACCUCCUUAAUGAUCUCGUAUUUUAGUUGAGAAAUUCUAGUAACUUAUAUGCUAGAGGCUUAACCAAAAAAACUACAGAAAAAAAGGAAACAUUCUUAGUGAUCUUAGGCAUUUCAGCAGGAGCGUUGGGUUUGGGAUUAUUGCUAUUGACAAUCAUAACCCUCUCAGUCAACAAAACAUAAGAAGAAAUACUUUUCAUGUUUUUAGACAUUCCAGACAAAACUGUUAAGUAUUUAUAUAACAAGAGUGAAAAUUUUAUCUCGAAUUUAUAAGUUGGAGAAGAAGAGGAAGUAUUAUCAGAGUUAGAAGAGCUGGAAAAAGAAGAAUUAGAAGAACUCAAUAGAACAUUAAAAAGUAAAAGGAAGAAGAAAAAGUUUAAAAAUACUAAUAAGGAUUAGCGCAAUUACAUAUUUGCAUUUUUCUUAAUCAUCUUAAUUUUAGAAGCUUAUUUUAUAUUUAACUAUUGUUCAAUUAGUAUUAAUAAUAUUUUUUAAAUUCUAAAUUUGCAUAAAUAAAUAAAUACAGUUAAAAGGAAUCCAGUUAUAGUGGGUUAUAAAUAAUAAUAUUUACAACUUUUAAUUAAUUUGCUUUUUCUUGAGUAAAUAUUUGGUUAACUAGUCACUAGUAUAUGGGAGGCCAAACCAAAAUCAAAGUUAAGUUGUUAAAAUUUGUUGACGGAAUUAAAGAGGAUAUAUAGAGAUGAAUAUAUGUAUAAAAUUUUUAUUAAACUCUAGCACAUGCUUUCCAAAACGAAUUAAUAUAAUAAUAAAUUAAGCUAAAUAUAAUGGAGAACUACAAAAUACUUUGA